Molecule: messenger RNA, 1783 nt
Organism: Rhineura floridana
Lineage: Eukaryota; Metazoa; Chordata; Lepidosauria; Squamata; Rhineuridae
Gene: SGCE
Product: sarcoglycan epsilon
Exons: 11
Coding region: 232-1512 (426 amino acids)
Cellular component (GO): sarcoglycan complex; membrane
Source: RefSeq, a predicted model, not a curated record
GGGGAAAGAACCAACACCCGACGCACCCUUGGGAGGAAAGAACAACCUCGACCAGCCGCGAACAGCCGAGGCCAACCAGGCCGGCCGCGAGCCGGUCCUAAGCCACGCCCCCAUGCUGCCAUAGAGACUAUCUCUAUGGAAGGAGGGAGGGAUGCUGGUGGUUGGGAUGGUUUUGUCGGGCGGGAAAUGCAGCGGCAGCGGCAGCGGUAGCAGCAGCAGUAGUAGGGAGCCAUGGAGCGCCAUGGAGCGGGGUCGCGGUCCCAGAGCAGGCGUAGCGGAGCCGCCCUCACCACCCUCCUGCUGACAGUAUACACCAUUCUCUCCAAGGUGCACUCUGAUCGGAAUGUGUACCCUUCUGCUGGAGUUCUGUUUGUUCAUGUUUUGGAGAGGGAGUAUUUUAAAGGAGAGUUUCCUCCUUAUCCAAAGCCGGGUGAGAUGAACAAUGAUCCCAUAACAUUUAACACAAACCUCAUGGGUUACCCUGACAGACCUGGUUGGCUUCGAUACAUUCAGAGAACACCAUAUAGUGAUGGAGUGCUGUAUGGAUCACCGACAAUAGAAAAUAUGGGCAGACCAACUACCAUUGAGAUUACUGCAUAUAACAGACGUACGUUUGAGACUGCAAGGCAUAAUUUGAUUAUUAAUAUAAUAUCAGCAGAAGAGCUUCCUUUACCAUAUCAAGCAGAAUUCUUCAUUAAAAACAUGAAUGUAGAGGAAAUGUUGGCAAGUGAGGUUCUUGGAGACUUCCUUGGAGCUGUGAAAAACGUGUGGCAACCAGAGCAUCUGAAUGCCAUAAACAUCACCUCAGCUCUUGAUAGGGGAGGCAGAGUCCCACUUCCUAUUAAUGACAUGAAAGAAGGUGUCUAUGUAAUGGUUGGGGCAGAUGCUACAUUCUCCUCCUGUUUACGGGAAGUUGAAAACCCACAAAAUCAGCUGAGAUGCAGUCAAGAAAUGGAGCCUGUAAUAACAUGUGAUAAAAAAUUCCGUUCUCAAUUUCACAUAGACUGGUGUAAAAUCUCUUUGGUUGAUAAGACACAGCAUGUUUCCACCUAUCAAGAAGUGAUCCGUGGAGAAGGGAUAUUACCAGAUGGUGGAGAGUAUAAGCCACCUUCUGAAAAUUUGAAAAGCCGAGAUUAUUAUUCAGACUUCCUCAUUACAUUGGCAGUACCCUCUGCAGUAGCCCUGGUGCUUUUUCUAAUACUUGCUUAUAUUAUGUGCUGCCGAAGGGAAGGAGUGGAAAAGAGAAACAUGCAAACACCAGAUAUCCAGCUGGUCCACCACAGUGCAAUUCAGAAGUCCACAAAAGAACUUCGGGAGAUGUCCAAGAACAGAGAGAUUGCAUGGCCUCUCUCAACACUUCCAGUGUUUCACCCAGUCACUGGUGAGAUUGUACCACCUGUUCACCCCGACAGCUACGACAAUACUAGCAUGCCACUGAUGCAAACACAGCAGAACCUGCCACAUCAGACCCAGAUUCCACAGCAACAAACAGAAGGUAAAUGGUAUACCUGAGGAAAGAAAACUUACAGAAGCAAUUAAUUUGUAAUUAAAUAAAACAACCAAGAUUACCUUUCAUUUCUUUAUCUGCUUCAACGAUGCAUGAGUUUUUCUGAUGAAGUGUGCAUGCCUACAGUGUUAUGUAUUCCAGUGUCAGAUGCUAUCAUUCCCGUAUUACUAAAUUUACUAUAUCUUUUUGUACUUCGGACAUUUUCAACAAAUUUGUAAAAUGUUAACUUUUAUAUUGGUUACAUUAAAAUAUGUACAAUAAAAAACAAAUAUUAAA